GGGCUCCUGCGUUUCGGCCAAUUCCUCCUUCCUGCUACCGGGUCCUCUAACGUCAUCGAAGCUAUUUGCUUAGCUCCUGCCUCCCGAGAAAUCCCCCCCACCUCUUCCUCGUUUCCGUGGCGCUACCGUAUUCCUCCAAUAGACGCCAUCCAUCCGAUCUCUGAAACCUAAACUCGCUCCAAACGGCCCACAACCGUGAAGUGCCUCAGAAUUCUGGCUCAGAUGUUUGCUUCUUGCUCUCACCCAGCCCUUCUUCAAGUCUCCCUUCCUCCAAAACCUUCACAACUCCAGCUCUACUCACACUCCCCUCCACUUCUCUCCUUCAAAACCCUCUCCUUCAUCAACUCCUCCUUCCAAGCUCCCUCACAGUGCCCCCCCUCCACCACUAACACCACCACCACUAGCCGCAGCAGCAGCAGCUACAACCAUCUGAUCCAAUCCCUAUGCAAGGAAGGCAACCUCAAACAAGCCCUCCAGCUCCUCCCCCAGGAACCCAAACCCACCCAGCGAACCUACGAAGCCCUCAUCCUCGCCUGCACCCACCGAAACGCCCGCCCCUACGGACCGAUCGUCCACCACCACCUCAUCGACAACGGCUUCGACCAGGAUCCCUUCCUCUCCACCAAACUCAUCGAUAUGUAUUCGCAAUUCAGCUCCCUCGUCGAUGCCCGCGACGUGUUCGACAAAACGCAUGUGAAAACCGUCUUCGUAUGGAACGCUUUGUUGAAGGCCUUUGCGCUGGCCGACGAGGCGGAAGAGGCCCUCUUCCUCUUUCAAGAAAUGGGCCGAGCUAGAGUUCCGCCGAACAGCUUUACUUAUGCCCACGCGCUCAAGGCUUGCAUCGCUUCCUCGUCCCAUUCGUCGUUGGCUUUCGAUAGGGUGAGGCAGAUCCAUGGCCACAUUGACCGACACGGAUUCGAGUCUAGCAUCUACGUGGCGACGACUCUCGUCGAUUGCUAUGCCAAGCUGGGGCAUGUUUUGUACUCACAGCGAGUGUUUGAUAGGAUGCUCGAGAGGAAUGUCGUUUCAUGGAGUGCCAUGAUUGCCUGCUAUGCGAAGAAUGAGCGCCCUUUGGAUGCAUUGGAGCUCUUUCGGGAGAUGAUGCUGAGGGACCCUGAUGCGAUCCCCAAUGCCGUUACCAUGGUCAGUGUUCUUCAAGCUUGCGCUGGUUUGGCUGCACUUGGACAGGGGAGGCUCAUCCACGCUUAUGUCCUUCGAAGGGGACUCAAUUCCAUUAUACCGGUGGUCAAUGCUUUGAUCGCCAUGUAUGCAAAAUGUGGAAGUCUGGGGACUGCGCAUCGAGUUUUUGAUGGGAUAAAUGGUCGGAGAGAUGUUGUAUCGUGGAAUUCUAUGAUUUCAGGUUAUGGAAGUUAUGGCUUUGGCGUUAAAGCAAUCCGAGUCUUUGAGGCGAUGAUUCGUUCUGGGACAUCACCAAGUCCUAUCACGUUUGUGAGUGUGCUGGGCGCCUGCAGCCAUGCCGGGCUCGUGAAGGAAGGAAAGAAACUUUUCGAAUCGAUGGUCCGGGAGCAUGGUAUCACACCUCGAGCAGAACACUAUGCUUGCAUUGUGGAUCUCCUCGGUCGUGCUGGCCAGUUAGACGAAGCAGCUAGGAUCAUAGAAGGGAUGCGAAUCGAACCAGGUCCCACCGUUUGGGGUUCUCUUCUUGGAGCUUGUCGGAUCCAUGGUCACAUAGAGCUUGCGGAGAGGGCAUGUGUUCGCCUGUUUGAACUCGAGCCCAUGAAUGCUGGCAACUAUGUACUUCUAGCUGACAUAUAUGCAGAAGCUGAGAUGUGGGAAGAAGUGAGCAGAGUAAAGAAGCUUCUCGAAUCACAGGGGCUGCAGAAGGUGCCAGGAUGCAGCUGGAUCGAGGUGAAGAAGAAGAUGUACUCAUUUGUGUCUGUAGAUGAAAUGAAUCCUCAGAUCGAAGAGCUUCAUGCUUUGCUGGCUCGGUUGGUGAAGGAGAUGAAGGAUAAAGGUUACAUCCCUAAUACUAAAGUUGUUCUUUAUGAUCUAGAUCAGGAGGAGAAGGAGCGGAUUCUGCUAGGUCACAGUGAGAAGCUGGCUGUGGCUUUUGGCCUCAUACAUAGUGGUAGUGGAGAAGUGAUUAGGAUCACAAAGAACCUAAGGUUGUGUGAGGAUUGUCAUUCUGUCACAAAGUUUAUUUCAAAGUUUGCAGAGAGAGAGAUUCUUGUAAGAGAUGUGAAUCGGUUCCACCAUUUUAAAGAUGGCGUCUGUUCAUGUUUGGAUUAUUGGUAAGCUUGAUGGUUCACAGCCCCUAUCCAAUUGAAAACUUCUCAUAUUCGAGAGAUGAUCUAGAGGUGUACAGCACCAGGUUAUGACUUAAAACUAGUUACUAGGAUCUGUAUAGGGAAGAUUUGAAACCUAUGAUUUUUGGUUUAUCAGCAUUAUCUUUCUAGUUGUUGCUAUUUAUGCCACAGAAUGCAGUGUAAACAUGUCACUGUCAUUUAA
This is a messenger RNA of Elaeis guineensis (African oil palm), 2469 nucleotides long. Its product is annotated as pentatricopeptide repeat-containing protein CRR2, chloroplastic. Lineage: Eukaryota; Viridiplantae; Streptophyta; Magnoliopsida; Arecales; Arecaceae. Gene Ontology annotation, molecular function: protein binding; zinc ion binding; RNA binding. The record is from RefSeq and is a predicted model, not a curated record. Gene Ontology annotation, biological process: RNA modification.